AUGUCUGUCCCCAGCAAAACUACCGUCCACGUCAUCAGCGGAGGUCCGGUCGGAUCGUACGCCUCGGCCCUCCUGGCGCACGAGAAUGUCGAUACUGUCCUGCUGGAAGCAGACAAGUUCCCUCGGCUCGCAUCGAUGCGCUUCUUCCUCCGGUUCAUCGGUCUCGAGAAGCGGUUCGACGCGCACGGCUUCCAGAAGAAGCACGGUGCCACGUUCAAGAUCAACUCCAAGCGCGAGGCCUACACCGACUUCUCCGCCUCACUUGGACGGGGCGGCUACGCCUGGAACGUCAUCCGCUCCGAGUCCGCCACGACGAUUCAGGCGGUGCGCCGGGGCGAGACCAGCGAGUUCUACGCGGCCAAGUGGCACUCGAGCAAAGUCACCGAGGGCUACACGCGGUUGCUCCUGGUGGUCAUGGCGGUGCUCCGUCAGCUGCGCAAGCAGAAUGCGGCCGUCAUCAGCGACGACGGGGAGGAAGGAUUUGACACGGCGUUCGGGCUCAUCCAGCCUGUCAUCCAGGGCCAAGCGGACACGGGCGAAAUCGAGCAGCAGCGGAUGGUGGCCGGGGUCGAGCUCUCGCUGGAGCGGUUCAACUGGGCGCCAGCGGAGGUCGAGCAGGCCGUCCUCAACAAGGUGCAGUCUGCGGGACAGAAUACGGAGGAGCUGGAGAAGCUCACGCGGGACGAGCUGGCGGUGCUGCAGAUCAUAAUCGGGCGACAGCUCCGGAUGACCAAGGUGGAGAAGAAUCUGGACAACUUCGCCCGAGAUGUGAUCGACGGGUGGGCAGCCCGGGUCGAGCGCGGAAAUUUGAGGUUGCAGCGCGCCGAAACGAGUAUCAUGACGGCAGAGAUAAAGGAUCUGUUCCAGUUGAACCGGUCUUUGGAUUCGACCAAAGCGGAGAUUCAGCGUCCGGCCUGA
Molecule: messenger RNA, 918 nt
Organism: Aspergillus terreus NIH2624
Lineage: Eukaryota; Fungi; Ascomycota; Eurotiomycetes; Eurotiales; Aspergillaceae
Exons: 2
Coding region: 1-918 (305 amino acids)
Molecular function (GO): catalytic activity
Source: RefSeq, a predicted model, not a curated record